CUAGAGUGACGGUAUGUUAAAAAACAAAGCAAAAAACAUAAAUAAUAAUAUAAAAAAAAAUAAAAAUGUAAAAUUUUGGCCAAGAUUUAUGAAGAAAGAUUAUUUAUUUGAAAAAUUUUAUAAGAAGAACACUUUUUUUUUUAAAUGUUUGGACUUUUUCAUUUAUAUAGCAAAAAAUCCCAUUGGUGAAUAAAUACCACCAAAAUAAAGUUUUAUCUGGCUCAAAAAAAUGCUAACAAAUUCAUAUGGGUACAGUGUUGCAUGACCGGGCAAUUGUCAUUCAAAGUAUGAUAGCACUGAAAGCUGAAAAUUGGCCUGGACUAGAAGGGGGUGAAAGUGUCCGGACUUGAAGUG
This is a messenger RNA of Staurois parvus, 354 nucleotides long. Lineage: Eukaryota; Metazoa; Chordata; Amphibia; Anura; Ranidae. The record is from the annotation of a GenBank genome assembly.